Molecule: messenger RNA, 959 nt
Organism: Tarenaya hassleriana
Lineage: Eukaryota; Viridiplantae; Streptophyta; Magnoliopsida; Brassicales; Cleomaceae
Product: succinate dehydrogenase subunit 3-1, mitochondrial-like
Exons: 5
Coding region: 74-748 (224 amino acids)
Biological process (GO): tricarboxylic acid cycle; mitochondrial electron transport, succinate to ubiquinone
Cellular component (GO): membrane
Molecular function (GO): succinate dehydrogenase activity; ATP binding; ATP-dependent protein folding chaperone
Source: RefSeq, a predicted model, not a curated record
UUCUUAGGGUUUGAUUUCAUCGAGAUCCAUUUUCCAGGACGAUUGCAGAAUAGAAGUUUGUUCGGAUUCAGCGAUGGCUACUGCUGCCCUUCUCCGCUCCCUACGACGCCACGAUGUCGUCUCUGCUCCUCUUUUCGCUUUUAGAUUGCGGGCUGCCUUGGAAGAACCAUCAUUGGGAGCGAGUUUGUGUAGAGUCUUCAGCUCAGGACCUGUCAUAAAUGACACUAUCGGUACUGGUUUGGGUACUCAUAUCACAAGUGAUGCCAUUGGGGAAGGAAAGAGCCCAAAAGGUUUUGAGAAUGCAGCAGGAGCUCGGAUCACACCCUCUUUUGUAGGUUUCAGUGAUCGACGAGAGCUUCUAUUGGGUACGGCAUCUUUUGGAACCAGACGCCUGUUUACUACGAAACCCGAUACCCAGGAAGAGCAGCAUUCCCCUAAAAGACAGAGCUUGCGCCCCUUAUCUCCUCAUCUUCCUGUCUACCAGCCUCAGAUGAAUUCCAUGUUAUCGAUCUUCAACAGAAUCUCUGCGGUAUACCUGACUGGUGUUGUUCUAGCGGGCCACUUGGUUUACAUGAAAAUGGGCAUGGUUUGCCUUACCUACCCGAGUUUCUACCAAUUCCUUUUCCAUACAUCAAAGCUAAUUCCGUUCUUCAAAUCCCUCACCAUCAUAGCUGUGCUUUAUCAUGUUGUCCAUGGAAUUCAUUCACUGAUGACCCAUGCGAAACCUUUCCCCAAACUCUUCCGAUGAGCAUCACUGACUGGGGUAAGGACUGUUCCCGUUGUUGGAUUGGAUUAUGUUGGCUUUCAGACAUUUCUUCUCAUGUACCUGGUCGGUCUUUCGACGGGUUGAUGUAAUAAGAUGCAAAUGUACUCGUGCCCUUGUCUACUGAGGCCCUUUUGUUCAAAGCUUUUGUCACUUCGGCCUUCAUUUUUCCAAUAAAGUUUGUGCCUUUCUGUUA